Trichobilharzia regenti is the source of this 1656-nucleotide messenger RNA. The record is from the annotation of a GenBank genome assembly. Lineage: Eukaryota; Metazoa; Platyhelminthes; Trematoda; Strigeidida; Schistosomatidae.
AUGCGUGACAUGGAAAGUGAAAAUAAGCAUAAUUUAUGGGCAUCUUUACUUGAUGAAGUACAGUUAAAUAGAAGAAACGCUUAUGGAACUAUUGAAAGUCCAGAUAAACCACAAAUAAUUAUUUUGGGCAGUGAAUCUGCUGGCAAAACACGUCUUAUUGAAUGCAUAAACAAGGAUAAGGAGAUUACAUGUGCUAUUGGAUUGGAUUAUCACUUUUUAGACCUUAGUGAAGACGGAAAUGAAGAUUCUCUAAAUAUGGGUGUAUGGUGUUUAGACAGCAAUCCACAACAGACUGGUAGUCUGUUAAGAUUUGCACUGAACAAGUCGAAUAUAUGGCAUACAAUGGGAAUUAUCUGUGUCAGUUAUGCAGAACCAUGGUCAAUAUUGAAGGAAUUAGAAUUAUGGUUACAAAUACUUGAAAAGCAUAUUGAACAUUUGAAAAUUGAUGCUGAAGAGAUCGAGAAUUUAAAAGCAAGUAUUGCUUACAAUUAUAAAAAAUUCAUCGAUCCAACAACCACUAAAGAUGAGGCAACAAAAUCUUCUGUUGUUGGUUUACAUCAUCAAAUCAGUCUACAAACGACAACUGUACUUAAAGAUCAUUACGAAAAUACUAAAUGGUCUUAUGGACCAUUACACCCAAAACCGAUAGAUCGUGGUGAUGGUAUCGGUGAACCGUUCAGUCCGUGUCAACAACAACGACAACAACACCAGUCUAUUGAUAAGACUGGAGAAGGCAAGAAGAAUGAUGAUAUGGAGGGAUCAUUUGAACAACAAGAAGAAUCACAACACCAACAUCAGUCCAAUCAGUGGCUUAAAAAUGUCAUUAAACCCGGUGUUAUGGAUAAGUUACUUGCAAUCCCUAUAAUGAUUGUUAUUACAAAGAGUGAUACGGCUGAUGCCCUUGAAAAAGAGUCUGGAUAUACAGAUGAACAAUUCGAUUUUAUUCUUUUUCACUUGAGAAAGUUGUGUCUAGAAUAUGGAGCUGCUUUAAUCUAUACAUCAGUUAAAGAAUCAAUCAAUACAGAUGUUUUCUUAGAUUAUCUCAAACAUCGUCUAUUUGAUAUGCCACUGAAAAAUUCUGCAAUGCUUGUUGACCCGGAAGCAAUAUUCAUUCCUGCUGGUUGGGAUAGUCUUCAUCGAUUGGAAUUGUUCAAGAAAAGUUUAUCACCAAAUCUGAUUGACAGUAGUUAUAAUCAAGUUAUUCCAAGGCCAUUAAAGCAUAGGAGAAAGGGAUCUUGUGCCUCUAAAGCCACAGAGUCUACUACAUCUUCAGAAGAAGUGAAUAUCAUUCAACCAGUUGAAGAUGAUCAGCUUUUUUUAAACAGAAUGCAAACAAUGAUAGCGAAUAUGCCCACGCCGACUGCAACUAGUUCGUUAGGUGCUACAACACCAGGUGGCACAGUAACAAGCGCUGGUCAGUCAAGAGAGUCAUCAUUAAUAAGCGAAGGAAUCCAAUCCAGUCUACCAAGUCAGUCGAAACCUGGUUCAGCUGCAGCAUCAUCAGAUAAGGAAGCUGUACUCAGUAGCUUUUUCAAUUCUCUGCUAGCAAGAAAAAGUUUAACAGAGACACCAAUUCUACCGAAAUCAGUUCAACCGACUACAGCCAAUAAACCUAACCCAUUGAAUAGCCCAUCAUCGAAAGAGAAUGAAAGUUAA